This is a messenger RNA of Larimichthys crocea (large yellow croaker), 2858 nucleotides long. It is a transcript of the gene lrrc75ba, whose product is annotated as leucine rich repeat containing 75Ba. NCBI's taxonomy places the organism in Eukaryota, Metazoa, Chordata, Actinopteri, Sciaenidae. The record is from RefSeq and is a predicted model, not a curated record. Bases 310 to 1458 code for a protein of 382 amino acids. The transcript is spliced from 4 exons.
CUGGGAAAUGGAUGCUCUUUAUUCAGUGACAGAUCAAAGAAUAAAGUCUGUGUGUGUCUGUUGAUGCGCCUCCUCCACCUCCUCCUCCACCUCCUGUCGGGAGGCUCCUGCUGGGAUUGGUCGGACGCUCCACGUUGCACAAACCCAAACAGCAGCGUAAAGGAGCCGGAGAGGAUGGAGCAGGCGGAGGAGCGGCGCACGUACACCACGCUGUUGUUGUUGAUGGAGGAGAAACCCGAGCAGGAUGCUGGGAGGAUGCUGAUGGAGUAGACAGGCGGAGGCUUCCCAGACAGCACGACACACCGCGCCAUGGGCUCCAGACUGAGCAGGCAGAGCAGCCUGGACAACGAGAAUUUCUCCAAGAAGCGACGCAAGCGUCCGGAUAGCAGCGGGGAGAGCGAGCGGGGCGGCCGGGGAGGUGGAGGAGGUGGAGGAGGUGGAGACUUUCUGUUCGCACUGAUGCUCAAAUCAGACAAACUGCCCGGGAUGCUGCGCAGGACCAACCACAGCCCGUACAUGCGGCGGGUGGCGUGGAUCCGAGACAUCCAGAAGCUGCUCCGAGAGCGGCGGAUAGAGCCGGCGGCAGACGUGCUCAAACUGCUGAGGAAGGAUCUCGGCCUGGAAGGAAGCUCGCUCAACGACAUCUUGUACAAAAACGCCGCCUUCCUCAACCUGGUCGACCCGAUCUCACACGAGCUGCUGCUCAGCCUCGCUCGAGAGAUGCAGUGUCCCAAAAAGGAUGCAGACACCAUCAAGUCUUCGGAUAAGAUCUGCAGACAGCUGAUCUACCACCUGACCCCGCACUCCAAGUGGCUGAGGCAGAGCAUGUCCAGACGGAAAUCCCAGGCCUGUCUGAAGACGACCCUACAGAAGAAGCUGUCCAGCGACUCGGUCGACCUGUCCGGCAUCCCCCUGUCCACCCGCGACGUCCGCCAGGUCGCCUUCUACCUCCAGAACAACAGAGACAGCGUGGUGGCCGUGGACAUCAGCUUCACCGAGCUCCAGGACGAGAACCUGAGGAUUCUCCUGCCUCUGCUCGCCUCGCUGCCCAAACUCAGCACCUUAGCCCUCAAUGGUAACCGCCUCACCCUGGCGAUCCUCAAAGACCUCACCGAGAUGCUCAAAGACCCCAAGAUGUUCUCCAACCUGGCCUGGAUCGACCUGGGCAAUAAUGUGGAUAUAUUCACCAUGCCUCAGCCGCUGCUGGUCGCCCUGCGUCGGCGCUGUAGCCUGAAGAGCAGCUUACCGACCAUCUACGAGUACACCGAGGGUCAACCCUACUGCUACCACCUGGAGACGUCCAUCGAGGAGCCCAGCCACUACGAGGAGGAGGAGGACGACGACGAAGAGGCCGAGGAUGACGAGGACGACAUGGGGAACAAAUUCGAGCUGGAGCCGUGGGCUUUGGGGGAGAAGCAGCUCUCCAAAGACUUCACCCUCCACUACUGCGAGAGGUGAUGAGGCGACGCUUUUCAACCGUGGUUGAAGCGUCGUCCCGCGGCACUCUGUUAACUUCCUUCGCCCUUUUCACACCACGAGCCCGGUCACCCUGCCUUCAUCCGGAGGCACGAGGGGAGACCCACAUUGUGAACUUCUCGUCCCGACACCGGCUACCAAAGCUAAUCCUAACCAUCUCUGAGUUAACCCACACAAAGAUGACAGUGACGGUCACAGGGCGGCGGCGGCAGCGGCGGACUUACUGUGUUGGUGGAUGGCGCUCUUGGGAAGAAGGUGCGGUUUCAUUGGAGGGGGGGCUGGAUGAGUUAAUGAACCGGUGCUCUCCUCUCUCUCUUUCUCCCCGUCUCUCUCUCUCUCUCUCUCUCUCUCUGAUAGCGACAGCUGAAGAGCCAAUCCCAAGGAAGUUCAGAUCAGUUGGUUGGAUGGAGGAGCAGCAUCCCGGCGGUAGCUGAAGUGGAGGUUUAGUUUGGUCCCUCUGGGUUCUCUACCAGGACUGAGACUAUCUCUGGCAGGCAGGGUCUAGCUCCACCAUUGUGUGUUCUCUGUUAAUCUCUCAACAAAAGCUAUGACACAAGUUCAACAGACUAUACAGCCGACGAACCGUCACGUGACGCCGGCAAAACUGCUAGGUCAAGACUUUUCGCGUUUUCCCCCCCUUUCCAAAUGUCCACUUGUGAAUACCCGCGCACACCCUUGUGUAGAUGUAAAUGAGGACACACAAAACACGGCUCUGUUGUUGUUUCCACGGGCUAUUUUUGUGCACUUUGGGUGAACAAAGCAAUCUUAGAAGACAACAGGUAGGACUCAACAAUGGGUAGAUUGUUUUUUGUACUUAUGCCUAAAUGCUGGUAUUCACCUCUUUGUAAUUAUGGAGCUGUUGUAGUCAUCACCAGUGUUUCCGUGUAUUUACGAUGGACCACCGAGUCUUAGCCUGUCCCACUGCCGUUUGUCUCUAUGGAUAUGUUUUCUGUUGUCUGUUGCACAUCACUGAGUUAAAACUGACCGACACACUGCAGCGCACUUUAAGGGGACUACUUUUUCCAUCCGUGUACAUCGAACGCGCACCUCUUUAAGGUUAACACGACCAAAAUGUCUCCUGAUUGUCAGAAGGAUCACCUGCAUCACCCGAUAUAUAAUCAAUGUUUAAGUGUUUGUUCUGCGUGUUUGUAACCGUAAACUGUCUGUAAUUAUUUAAAGUUUUGGUGUCUUUUGUCGGUAAUUAUAAUAACGACUAUGAAACUAAGCGCAGUGACCUCCGACUGUGAGCUUGUCCAAUGUUUGGCGAUGGAGAGCGCUGUUCAUUUUGGUUCGUAGUUGACGUGCGUCGACAUCAAACUCCUCCUUGUAACCUGUGUGUACUUGUCUCAUGCCAAACACUGACUGCCAAUAAAAAGAACCCA